This is a messenger RNA of Suillus subalutaceus, 3339 nucleotides long. RefSeq lists its product as uncharacterized. The coding region runs from base 1 to 3339 and encodes 1112 amino acids. NCBI's taxonomy places the organism in Eukaryota, Fungi, Basidiomycota, Agaricomycetes, Boletales, Suillaceae. The record is from RefSeq and is a predicted model, not a curated record. Gene Ontology annotation, molecular function: protein serine/threonine kinase activity; ATP binding; RNA endonuclease activity. Gene Ontology annotation, cellular component: IRE1-TRAF2-ASK1 complex. Gene Ontology annotation, biological process: mRNA processing; protein phosphorylation; IRE1-mediated unfolded protein response. The transcript is spliced from 7 exons.
AUGGCCUCCGUAUCUCGUUUCUCAACGUUAAUCGUUUUACUCGCAGCUAUAUGUCUUGCCCAGACAGUCACGCUACACGCUGGUCUCAACAACGCCCUCUCUAACGGUGCCAACACUAAAGCGGUUAGCGCUCGAUAUUCAAGCAGGUCAUCGCUUGCAGAGGAUAAAGAGGAUGUGACCCUGCUUGACAUCGUUCUCGUUGCCUCUGUAGAUGGUCGAUUCCACGCACUUAACCGUACCUCUGGACAGAAACUCUGGUCCAUGUCGCAUUCUGCGCAUGCAGCUCCGUUCAGUCUUGCGCCUCUUGUUCGUACCAAACAUGUCACCUAUGACUCUGACUUGACGGACGAUGAUGACGCCCAUCACGAGGUGUACAUGAUCGAACCACAGUCGGGUGACAUAUAUGUGAUGGCUACCCCCAGUAGUAAACUCCAGCGCCUCUCUUUUUCCAUGGCACAGCUUGUCGAGAUGUCGCCUUUUAAAUUCGCACGGGAUGACGAUGAGCGGGUCUUUGUUGGAAAGAAAGAGACAUCUCUAGUGUCAAUAGAAUUGGAAACCGGGAAAGUCAAGGCCAUUAAUGCUGAAUGCCCUUGGGAUCCAUUUGAAAAUUUCAGCCACAAAGAGGAGCUUGACUUAGACGAACUUGAAGAUUAUAUACCAAACAAGGAGAAGUUCAUUCCGACGGAGGUCUUCAUUGGACGUACCGACUACCAAAUAUCCAUCUUCACCCGCUCAAAUACCCCCAAUGGUCGGAAGGUUCCUAUACAGAAUCUGUCCUUCUCCACAUAUGGUCCCAACAACCAGGACAAUGUCUUGCAAGCGGCGUACCGGAAGACGCAAGACAGCACAUACAUCGACUCCCUACCCACUGGCACGAUCGUUUCACUUAAAGCACAUGAAAAUGAUUCUGCAGGUCCGUACUCUCUGCAGAAAGCGCAAUUCAUGUGGACAAAUCAUUUUGAUAGCCCCAUAGUGGCUCCUCGUCCUGACUUCUUGCGCGGAUCGGAUGUCUCCUCCCUUGACAUUAAUACGGCUUAUGUCGGCCUUGUUGAAGAGUCACUCUACGUAAUGGGUGUGGACCACUUUCCACUAACCGCAUUCGGCGACACCGAAUUCAACCACAAACUCAUCGAGUCCGUCGACGGUAUCACUCGGCGGCGCAAGAUGGUGGAACUAUGCGAACGUGACCCAGGCAAUACCAAAUGCCUCACGGGUAAACGUCACCUUGAUUCGUCUUUGAAUAACAAACAACUCCCAGGCGUUCCUGGUGCGAUGUUGCCUCCUGGCGACAACUCAAAUCCGCCAAUCGAUGCCGUAGAGGCCAUGUCCACUCUGUCAGAUCCCAGGGACAACACAUCCACGACUGUGCCAGGCUGGGUGCCGUGGUCGGGCACUAGCUCUGGUGCACAUAUCAAGGUACUCGGCCCAGCAUCGCCCAUUUCUACCAUUGGUUCCAUAAUGCUCGCCACCGCCUUUGCGGCUGGGUUUAUAUUCCGAUCAAAGCUGCCCCGCAUGAGGCUCCAGAUGGCGCCCGCCACGGUGUCUGUACCAAGUUCCAUCGAGGAAAAGAGAGAUGGAGAUAUGACAACACCGCCUCCUCGCCCAGAUACCCCUGUCAGACAUGGAGUAGAGAUAUCCCUGGUUCCCUCCAAACUCGCACCAGUUACUAUCAACUCGGGGCCUAUAUUAUCACUAGACGACACCCCUUCUCAUGUACUGCAGCCUCCCAACCACUUCGCAGAGCUUGAACAAUUCGAUACCCCAAGCACGACAACACUUGAUAUUGGAGAGGCAGAGGAUAGUGACAGGGAGACUCCAACACCAAAGAAACGCCCUCGACGUGGGCGCAGAGGCAAGAAAGGAAAGGGCACAGGGGCAGCCGUUAAUGGCAUGGGGGAUGAUCAGGAUGACAAGGAUGCAAAUGGUCAUGUUCCUGAGGCUGUGGUCAAAGACAACCCGAAUACCCCUUCUCCCACACUCGUGGUGCCUCAGACGCCGCAGACGGCUACAUCUUCCCUGGUCGUGUCUGAUACUAUACUAGGUUUUGGAUCUCACGGAACGGUUGUGUACCAAGGCUCCCUCCAGGGGCGUGCAGUAGCUAUUAAGCGCCUCCUGCAAGAUUUUGUCACUCUCGCCUCCCGCGAGGUUGAUAUUCUCCAAGAAUCGGACGACCACCCGAAUGUCAUCCGAUAUUACUAUCAAGAAGCUCACGCUAAUUUCCUCUACAUUGCUCUCGAACUUUGCCCCGCGUCCCUUGCAGACGUCAUUGAGAGCCCCGACCAAUUUCGCGAGAUAUCCAACUCAUUCGACCCAAAGCGUGCCCUCCGCCAGAUAACAUCUGGGCUCCGACAUCUGCACUCGCUCAAGAUUGUUCACCGCGACAUCAAACCCCAAAACAUUCUCAUAUCUGCACCGAACAAGGGUGCAUCGGGAAGGGAUGGCGGGCGGAGGAUGCUCAUUUCCGAUUUCGGCCUAUGUAAGAAGCUCGAGAUAGACCAAACGAGUUUCCUGCCGACAGCACACGGCGCCAUGGCUGCAGGCACUGUCGGAUGGAGAGCACCUGAAAUUCUCAGGGGCGAAGUGAAACUUGACGACUCGAUGAGUGAUGACCAUUCGCAAUCAUCACGAGGCAGCGUCAGUACUGCAGUGAAUGGGUCAACAUCAGGCAAGCCAACGAGACUGACUAAAUCUGUUGACAUUUUUGCGCUGGGAUGCCUAUUUUACUACGUCCUUACUAACGGAUUGCACCCAUUUGGGGAUCGGUUCGAGCGGGAGGUUAACAUUCUAAAAAAUGCCAAAUCCUUAGAUGGCCUGAAGCAGUUUGGCGAAGAGGGUUCGGAGGCGGUAGAUUUAAUCACCAACAUGUUAGAUCCUGAAGCCUACAACAGGCCCGACACGACAUCAUGUCUUCUACAUCCAUUUUUCUGGGACUCAGGACGUCGCUUGAACUUCUUGCAAGACGCAUCAGACCGCUUCGAGAUCAUGUGUCGAGAUCCCCGUGACCAAAACUUGAUCGUUCUUGAAACCGGCGCUUUUGAUGUCGUCGGUCAAGACUGGCAUGCACGGUUGGAUAAGGUUUUCAUUGAGAACCUGGGCAAGUACCGGAAGUACGACGGCAAGUCUGUGCAAGAUUUACUAAGGGCUCUGCGAAAUAAAAAACACCAUUAUCAAGAUCUUCCAGACCAUGUUAAGCGCCAUCUAGGUCCUAUGCCAGAAGGCUUCCUAUCCUACUUCACCCGCCGUUUCCCCCGCCUCUUCAUGCAUGUGCACGGCGUCAUAUCCAACACACCAUUAUGCCACGAGUCCAUGUUCAGGACAUAUUUCGAACUGGUCGACUAA